This is a messenger RNA of Engraulis encrasicolus (European anchovy), 2012 nucleotides long. RefSeq names its product tpd52 like 1 (gene tpd52l1). NCBI's taxonomy places the organism in Eukaryota, Metazoa, Chordata, Actinopteri, Clupeiformes, Engraulidae. The record is from RefSeq and is a predicted model, not a curated record. Gene Ontology annotation, cellular component: cytoplasm. Gene Ontology annotation, biological process: positive regulation of apoptotic signaling pathway; positive regulation of MAP kinase activity. Bases 121 to 729 code for a protein of 202 amino acids. The transcript is spliced from 7 exons.
CGGAGACAGAGCACUGAACAGCUGAUCGAGGACCCGUCCGUGUCGUGUGUGUGUGUGUUUGAAGUUCUGGACCUGUUCGUGUACUGGAUCUGUCGGUAGGAACAGUAACCUACCGCUGUCAUGGAACCGCGGCAACAGGGCCUUUUGGAGACGGAGCCGUUGCGGGAGGUGGACGAGGACAUGGUGUCCGAGGUGGACCUGAACAACAGUGUCACGGAAGAGGAGAGAGAGGAGAUGACCAAUGAGCUCAUCAAGCUAGAGGAGGAGAUCUCCACCCUGAGGCAGGUGCUGGCCUCGAAGGAGAAACGCCACGGCGACCUGAAGCAGAAGCUGGGCAUCACACCCCUCAGCGAGCUGCGACAGAACUUCAGCCGCGGCUGGAAUGACAUGCAGACUUCCACCGUUUACAAGAAAACCUCUGAAACCCUGUCCACGGCUGGACAGAAGACCACGGCAGCGUUUUCCAAUCUGGGAACAGCGAUCACCAGGAAGUUUGGAGACAUGAGCUAUUCAAUCCGCCACUCAAUGAGCAUGCCUACAAUGAGGAAUUCGCCCAGCUUCAAAUCUUUCGAGGAGAAGGUUGAGACCACAGUUUCCACCAUCAAGUCUAAGGUGCAAAGCCCGGGUGCGGGGGGCAACUUCGAAGAGGUCCUCUCCUCUGCGGCGAACGCCAGUUCCCAAGAGACCCCCACCAACAACCUGAGCGAGGCUGAUGAGCGCCCGUGCUAGGAGCACAGUGUUUUCAACCCUCCCUCCCCUUCCAAUCUCCCCAAACACCUAAUGGCACUCUGUCGCCCCUCUGUGGGCAGAAGGUCAAACUGCAGGCCAGGGGCCAGGAAGCAACCACUACAGGAGGGGUCUUCUUCCUAUCCGCAGCCCCGAAUGCAAACACAGUAUGACUUUACCUGCCAACUUCACUUGUUACCCAUAACUACAUCCCAGAGAAAGAUUGUAUUUCUGUUAUGUGGCUUGUGUCUACCUACCUACCUGUCAUUGACAACUCUGACAGCUUUUUUUCUAUUCAAAAUAAGUUGAUCCGUUUUAAAAUGCAAUUUUGUACUAAUUCAACUUAAUUCAAAGUAUGUUUUUUGAAAUGUAUUUUCAUGUGAUGAAGGCUUAUUUGCAGAUUUUCCUGAUCACAAACCUCAUCAACUAUUACAAAAAAAGUUGUGGCAUACAGACAUUUCGUGUAUAUUUACUAAUACUUGAAAUGCACAUGCACAAAAUGUUGCAAUGCAGUAACUAGAUGUGGACCAACAUGAGAGUUUGUACUUGAAUAAUAACCAAUUAGUCGACAAUUAAAUCGCAUUGUUUUAUCUCUGUCAAAGUGCACCCCAGGCCUCCCACACCUACAGGGGCGUAUUCUAAGAACCUGGUUCAGUAGUCAACCAGGUUAAGUUAACCUUGAGGUAGUGGUAAAUAAUGUAAUAGGUGUCAAUAAGUUAAGAAUAUGAAGACUCCAGGCUCUCCUGUGGGCCAUCUCCAUUAGCAGAUUUACCACUACCUGUAGGUUACCUUAGCAGGGUUCAUCACUUAACCAUAUUCGAAUACCUCCCAUGUUUGUGCACAGCAGAUGCAUCUUCUAUACAUAUUCUGUUAGCAUUCCUAUUUAGCAGUUUAUAAAGUGCCCUGGGAUCAUUUUAUCCGCUCUUGUAAAAUGUGACUCAAAUAAGUGGACGGAAAUGGAUUGUUACAUCCCUUUACUUAACUCAGAAGUGUGUGUGUGUGUGUGAGAGAGAGAGAGAGUGUGUGAGAGAUUGUGUGAAUGCAUGCUAUAUGUAAUAACUCCGUUGAAUGACUGCUUCUGUAUCUUUUCUUGAGUAUUUUCUGCUGUGAUUUCAAUCACUUUUGAUGAAGUUAUGCGAUAAGUGACAUACCUGUUACAGUCCAACACAGCAAGGUCUUUUUUUGUUGUUGUACACUAAAAUGUCCCUGCUAAUGUAUGGUAAGUUUGGCCAUAAUAUACGCUGGUCCAUAAGAUGUGUUAUGAUUAAAAAAAAUAAUGAUGGAAA